AUUGUCUCGAAAAAGGUCACUAAAACUCAGUUACACCAAAUCUUAGCGACCGUUGAGAAUGUGUUUUCGUGACUCCGGAAACAUUUGACGACCUAGUGAAGCGAAGAGUUGAAUGGGGAACUCAAACUUCAACUAUUUCACGUACGGCACGGAUCAGAUUUCUAAAUUCAUCCGGGCUACUGAUUUAUUCACGAGCAGUGGUUUAGGAAGAGAGAAUCAUUUCCACUAUAAUAACACACCUCCACGUCAGACAACGAGCAUCGCCAACACACCGACCAACACGAACUCGCAACCUACACGACCUGCAGUAGGCAUGGAUCCAACGGAGAAGUUGGAAUCUUCAAAGCGUAGAUCUGCGAGUAGGUCGAAUUACUCGACAGAUCAUCCGCAAUCUUCCAGCCACACUGCUCCCAAACGCACUUCUUCGAGUACUCCUGCUGGCUCUACGUCAGCAGCACCCGUUUCAGAUCCAACUAUAAACAACCGCGCCCUCUCGGAUGGCUUUUCGAAUGGAUCAGCAAGUGCACCCCAAUCAAGACCUGCGUCGAGGCCUCAUCAACGAAAAGUCUCAGCCUCGAGCACUGCUCAGCAUCGAGAUCACGCUACCUCCUCUCGGAAACUGUCCUUGAAGCAUCGCAAGAACAAGGAGCCACUCUCCCUACCGGAGCACAUCAAGCUUAGCACCGUCAACACCUUCCAGCAGCUAUAUGCCACCGUCGCGCCAUGGGUCCUUGGAGGCGUGGUCAUCGUUGGAGCCGGCUCAGUCAUAUGGUACGCUCCAACAAUCGUGCUGAAGCUGGCAUGGUGGUGCGUGAUAGCAGCCGUUGGCCAUGUGGUCUUCUACAUGCUGUACUGGAAGUGCUACGAGAACCCUCAUACGGAAGAAGCACCACUAUUCAAGAUCUGCGGGCACGAGCUCGUUGUUCGUGAAUCCGGCAAUGCUGAGCCUGGCAUCGAGACCAACAUCGCGGCCUACAUCUCGAGUCUCAUUGCGCAGAUGAUAGCCUAUCUGCGCCAGGGGACACCGGAGGGCGAGCAGCGCGAUGAACUCGGCCAGACUCCCGUGACGGCCUACCUCACGAAAGCCGCAUCCAUGACCCCUAUCGUCAAGAAGGUCCGCUUCUCGCAACCACGCAAUCAGCGGAAGGAAGAGAAACGCCCCCGAUACAGUAUUCCAAGCUCGUACAACUUUAUACACGCCAUUCCUGACUCGCGCCUACCAUCUACCUCGGCCACCAUCUCUCUGCCCCAAUUAGGUGCUGGCGUGGGCCUCCUCUUCUCCAGCAUUGGAACGUCCAGCGAGGAGCCCUCCCAGAGCCUCUCGGCCCGCGUCCUCAUCCUGCGGAUCCAAAUUGGACAGGCAAAGCUCGGUGAGCUCGACGAGGUUACUAGCAGCUUGCACAGCCUAUUGCUGGACCUCACCCCCGAGAAGCAAGACAGAGACAGGAUCAACGCAGCCACUUUCGCAAACGCUCAAGCCCUUCAAUCCCUAGCCUCCCGCUGCUCCCACAUCCUCUACACCAAGCGCGACCAGGCCCUCAAAGACGCUUGGUGGCACGACGCCGUGCUCCCCGCCCACCUCAGCUCCAUAGACAUCACGGAGCUGACAGACUGGAUCAAGCUCUGCCUCCACGGCCUCGCUACCAAGAAAUCACAGAUUCAGUCUCGAGUCGACACUCUGAGUGCGGAGCUCAUGCAGAUGCGGCUAAAGGGCAAGAUGGAGAAGCUACCGCGGGGUAAGAAGGAGAGGGCUGAGGAGGCUAAGCGGCCGAAGGUGAAGAUGGAGAGGGAGGAGAGGGAGGCGUGCGAGGUUGGAGUGCGUAUCAAGGGGAAGGCGAGGGAGAGCGCGGCUUAUAGUGGGAUGGCGGGGGAUUUGGUGGGGUGGAGGGAGCAUGGGACGAUGAGGGUGGGGCAUGGGUUUUUGGAGAGGAGUUGGUGUGCGGAUUGGUAACAAGGCGAUUUGGAAAUCGCGGGUUGAUGUGCUUCUACAUUGGAUACGCUGGAGAGUAGCUUUUGCCUUCCUUUCGGGGCGGAUGAAGCUGUAGAGGGAAAUAAUCAUCACCUCUCGCGAAUACAUAACCCUAUCAGUCCUGUUUACCCCUCCCCGAGGAAG
This is a messenger RNA of Trematosphaeria pertusa, 2113 nucleotides long. RefSeq lists its product as uncharacterized. The record is from RefSeq and is a predicted model, not a curated record. Lineage: Eukaryota; Fungi; Ascomycota; Dothideomycetes; Pleosporales; Trematosphaeriaceae. The coding region runs from base 113 to 1951 and encodes 612 amino acids. The transcript has a single exon.